Messenger RNA from Pyrus x bretschneideri (Chinese white pear), 1533 nucleotides. Its product is annotated as probable serine/threonine-protein phosphatase 2A activator 1. Bases 148 to 1344 code for a protein of 398 amino acids. Gene Ontology annotation, molecular function: peptidyl-prolyl cis-trans isomerase activity; protein tyrosine phosphatase activator activity. Gene Ontology annotation, biological process: mitotic spindle organization. Gene Ontology annotation, cellular component: cytoplasm; protein phosphatase type 2A complex; nucleus. NCBI's taxonomy places the organism in Eukaryota, Viridiplantae, Streptophyta, Magnoliopsida, Rosales, Rosaceae. The record is from RefSeq and is a predicted model, not a curated record. The transcript has 2 exons.
GGUACAAAUUCUUUUAUAUCAAUCUAAUCUCAGCCGCCGUAUUUGAUCCAACAGUUUUAAAACGCAGUGCAGGAGAUAUUUUGCGUAAAGGCGUCGCUCUUCCCCGUUUGAGUUUGCCACUCUGUUCUCCCUCCACUUCCUCCAAAAAUGGAACCCCAACCCACUCCCUGCAAAUCAGACCACCACCACCACCACCAACACUCCAAAUCCCUAGAAUCUCCACCAUCUUCCACCGCCACCUCCAUUUCCACCCCAACCUGCUGCAAAUGCGGAGCCCCAACCCCCAUGGCCGCACCCCCACCCUCCUUCUCCGACAUCUCCCCUCCCCCAAACUACCGCCCAAUCCGAGCUCCCGCCAUCAACUUCCCUCCAAACCCUAACUCCCAACAGGCCAUCAUCCUCGCCCCUGUCCCUCAGUCCCUCUCUGUCCCCCAAAUCUCCCCUCCCUACCACUUCCAAUCCCCCUCCAAAGUCAUCCAGUCCCCCGACGAUCUCCGCCGCUUCCACGACUAUUUCUCCGGCAAACACUUCGUCGGAUUCAUCGCCGCCCUCUCCGAGUCCAUCCGCGCCAAGAAAAUCUCCGACCCUUGUCACCAAUCAGACGUCGUCAACACCAUCGUCUCCAUUCUCGAAACCCUAAUUCAAUGGGUCGACGAAAUCCCACCCACCCAGCAAGCCGCCCGAUAUGGCAACGUUUCAUUCCGCUCCUGGCACGAGCGGUUGUCCGAAUCCAGCCACUCCCUCAUGCUGCAGUUCCUCCCUGAGCAUCUCCACCCUUCUACGAUCGAGAUCGUCCCGUAUUUCACUGAUAGCUUCGGGAACCCGAGUCGAAUCGAUUAUGGUACUGGGCAUGAGACCAACUUCGCUGCUUGGCUUUACUGUCUGGCGAGAAUGGGGGUGAUUAAAGAAGAAGAUUAUCCGGCUGUCGUGGCUCGAGUUUUUGUCAAGUACUUGGAUUUGAUGAGGAAGCUGCAGUUGGUGUAUUGCUUGGAGCCGGCGGGGUCUCACGGCGUUUGGGGCCUCGAUGACUACCAUUUCCUACCGUUUAUUUUCGGGGCGUCGCAGUUGAUCGGGCAUAAGUAUAUGAAGCCUAAGUCAAUUCACAAUGAUGAUAUCGUGGAGAAUUUUUCGAAAGAGUAUUUGUAUCUUUCGUGCGUUAAGUUUGUGAAGAAGGUGAAGAAGGGUCCAUUUUCGGAGCACUCACCGUUGUUGGAUGAUAUCAGCGGAGUGCCUAAUUGGAACAAAGUGAAUAGUGGGUUGCUUAAGAUGUAUAAGGCUGAGGUGUUGGGCAAGGUUCCGAUUAUGCAGCAUUUUCUGUUUGGCUGGCUCAUCAAGUGGGAGUAGAAAUGUCGUGUGAGAUCUACCGACGCGAGGCAUCUGUUGUAGAAGAAAGAACUUACAGGUUUAUAACCCAUUAUAAGGUCAACAGGUUACUAGAUUGGAAACGUAUACUUGUCGUUUUUUUUUUUUUUUCCUUACUUGUUUUUGUUCUUUCUAUGGUUACUGAAUAUGCAGUCUCUUGGUGUUAUGUUA